Messenger RNA from Camelus dromedarius (Arabian camel), 2730 nucleotides. It is a transcript of the gene BBS1, whose product is annotated as Bardet-Biedl syndrome 1. The record is from RefSeq and is a predicted model, not a curated record. Gene Ontology annotation, cellular component: centrosome; BBSome; axoneme. The transcript is spliced from 17 exons. Gene Ontology annotation, biological process: protein localization to cilium; non-motile cilium assembly. Gene Ontology annotation, molecular function: smoothened binding; patched binding. The coding region runs from base 29 to 1810 and encodes 593 amino acids. NCBI's taxonomy places the organism in Eukaryota, Metazoa, Chordata, Mammalia, Artiodactyla, Camelidae.
GCCGGUUGCCAGGGCGACGCCUGCGAAGAUGGCUGCCGCGUUUUCGUCAGAUUCCGACAGCGGCAGAGCUGAGAGCAAUGAGGCCAGUUCGAAAUGGCUGGAUGCACACUACGACCCCAUGGCCAACAUCCACACCUUUUCCGCAUGCCUGGCGCUAGCAGAUUUGCACGGGGAUGGGGAGUACAAGCUGGUGGUGGGGGACCUUGGCCCAGGGGGGCAGCAGCCCCGCCUGAAGGUGCUUAAAGGACCCGCAGUGCUGAGUGAAAGCCCACUACCUGCACUGCCAGCCGCUGCUGUCACCUUCCUCAUGGAGCAGCACGAGCCCCGGACACCAGCUCUGGCACUCGCGUCAGGCCCUUGUGUGUAUGUGUAUAAGAAUCUUAGGCCCUACUUCAAAUUCAGCCUGCCCCAGUUGCCUCCAAACCCCCUGGAACAAGACCUUUGGAACCAGGCCAAGGAGGACCGGAUUGACCCCUUGACCCUGAAGGAGAUGCUGGAGGGCAUCCGGGAGAAGGCAGAGGUGCCUUUAUCUGUACAGUCACUCAGGUUUCUGCAGCUGGAGCUGAGUGAAAUGGAGGCAUUUGUGAACCAGCACAAGUCCAAGUCCAUCAAGCGGCAGACAGUCAUCACCACCAUGACCACCUUAAAGAAGAACCUGGCUGAUGAGGAUGCUGUGUCCUGCUUGGUGCUGGGCACUGAGAGCAAGGAGCUCCUGGUGUUGGACCCGGAGGCCUUCACCAUUUUGGCCAAGAUGAGCCUUCCCAGCGUCCCUGUCUUCCUGGAAGUUUCUGGUCAGUUUGACGUAGAGUUCCGUCUUGCUGCUGCCUGCCGCAACGGGAACAUCUAUAUGCUGAGAAGAGACUCCAAGCGCCCUAAGUACUGCAUCGAGCUGAGUGCCCAGCCUGUGGGGCUUGUCCGAGUACACAAGGUCCUGGUGGUGGGCAGCAACCAAGACAGCCUGCAUGGCUUCACCCACAAGGGUAAGAGGCUGUGGACAGUGCAGAUGCCAGCAGCCAUUCUGACCAUGAACCUCCUGGAGCAGUGCUCCCGGGGUCUGCAGGCCGUCAUGGCUGGGCUGGCCAAUGGAGAGGUCCGCAUAUACCACGACAAGGCCCUGCUCAACGUCAUCCGCACGCCGGAUGCAGUGACCAGCCUUUGCUUUGGCCGCUACGGACGGGAAGAUAACACCCUCAUCAUGACUACACGAGGUGGUGGCCUGAUUAUCAAGAUCCUGAAGCGCACAGCAGUGUUUGCGGAGGGGGCAGGCGAGGCGGGCCCCCCACCAGCCCAGGCCGUGAAGCUCAACGUGCCCCGGAAGACCCGGCUUUAUGUGGAUCAGACACUGCGAGAGCGGGAAGCCGGCACCGCCAUGCACCGGGCCUUCCAGGCAGACCUGUACCUGCUGCGCCUCCGAGCCGCCCGUGCCUACGUGCAGGCCCUUGAGUCCAGCCUGAGCCCUGUAUCUGCCACGGCCCGGGAGCCACUCAAGCUGCAUGCUGUGGUUCAGGGCCUGGGCCCCACCUUUAAGCUCACACUUCACCUGCAGAAUACCUCAACAGCCCGACCCAUCCUGGGGCUGCUGGUCUGCUUCCUGUACAACGAGGUGCUCUAUGCUCUGCCCCAGGCCUUCUUCAAGGUCCCCUUGCUGGUGCCAGGGCUCAGCUACCCCCUGGAGACCUUUGUGGAGAGUCUUAGUGACAAGGGCAUCUCAGACAUUAUCAAGGUUCUGGUGCUUCGAGAAGGCCAGAGUGCACCCCUGCUGAGUGCCCAUAUCAACAUGCCCAUGAGUGAGGGCCUGGCAGCUGCCUGACCCCCAGGCUGGUAUAAAAGCCCCUGUGGAACCAGGACCAGGAAGAUCCGGCCCUUCUACUGGGCCGGACAGUCAGUGGCAUGAGGCCCACUCCCUGCGCAGCAGUGUGCAGGAGUGACAGCUUCCCUCUUCUCUCCUAAGUGCCCCUUUCUCACCACCUGACCACUGGGUGACCUGCAGCCCCAGGUCAGUGAGUACCCAGGAGGUUCAGCUCCUUCCUUCUCCCAGGGCUCUUGCUGCUUUUCUGUGCUCCCCACUUUUCUCCAGAAACCACACCCAGGUCUGAAGGAAGAGUUCUGAAGUGGUCAAGGUGAGAUGAGGCGCAGAGGCCCAGCCUUCUUUGCCGCUUCCCUUGGGCACGUCACUCUGCAGCUGCUGCAGACCCAAGCCAAUUGGCUAGGUCCUGGCCUGGGACGAUCAGGCUUUUCGUGGGUGAAACUAGCCCCCUGUUGCUCCUGGGGUUCCAGAGGCUUGGCUGCUGCCAGCUCAGCUUGCAGGCAAAACACUGCUCUCAUCUCCUCUCUUGGGCUGAGCAGAGGGCCCCUCCUUCUAUUCAGGGGGCCCAGGGAAUAGCUGCCUUCCCAUAGGGGGCUUUUCUGAAAUUUUGGGCUCAGCCAAAGUCUCAGGCCUGUGAUGCUCCAUGAAGAUUGCCAAGGGAGAAGCUGGUGUGGGAGGGCAGAGAGUUCCUGUGCAGGGAGCUAGUGGCCCAGCCCUGACCAGCCUUCUGAGGACCACACAGCUGCUGCUCCUGACUUGGAUGCUCACGCCCAGAAAGCAUCCCAGGAGAGGACAGCUCAGCUAGACAGAGCACAGGCGGGGCCCGGGCACACAGGACAGGUGUCUCUGGGGUCCUGGGCAGGGGACACAGGAGGCAGAAGCCCAGAACUGCUGAUCCACAUGCCCUUCUAUGCCCUGGAGCC